Messenger RNA from Chenopodium quinoa (quinoa), 873 nucleotides. Its product is annotated as FK506-binding protein 3-like. Gene Ontology annotation, molecular function: protein folding chaperone; protein-folding chaperone binding; metal ion binding. Gene Ontology annotation, cellular component: mitochondrial matrix. The record is from RefSeq and is a predicted model, not a curated record. NCBI's taxonomy places the organism in Eukaryota, Viridiplantae, Streptophyta, Magnoliopsida, Caryophyllales, Amaranthaceae. The coding region runs from base 1 to 873 and encodes 290 amino acids. The transcript is spliced from 6 exons.
AUGCCAAUAUACCAGCUGAAUUCUGGCAAAGUUCUUGCUGUUGGACCUGGCCUUCGUGACAAGACGGGGAAUCAUAUUCCUGUUGCUGUCAAAGAAGGGGAUACCGUACUCCUUCCUGAAUACGGAGGAACUACAGUGAAGCUUGGUGAAAAAGAGUGCUUAUAUCUCAUGGCGGACGAUCAUGAUCCUCCUUUGGUAGAGGACAUUGACGAUGAUGAGUAUGAGGACGAGUACGAGGAUGACGACUCCGAUGAUAGUGAUGUGCCUUAUGAUGUGAAUAAGGAGGAUGACUUGGGUGAGCCAGAGGAUCAGGCUCAAGAUGAGUUUGAGCGUAGGCUUGACGAUUUUGAAAUUGCAGUUGAACGUGCACCGACCUUUGUAAAUACAGCACGUGAGGAACUUCGAGAGCAAAAUCAAGAGAAUGCAGAAAAUAAGGAAUACGUCCAUCGUAUGGGUCCUAAGACUUUUGGUGAAAAGAGACCUGAGUGGGUCGGUUCGGGUUUAUACACUAAAGCGCUUCUAGUGGCAUCGAAGGAACCCUCUAGUUCCACAAUCACUACAUUGGUGAGUCGUGCCGGUGAUUUCUUUUGUUCUCUCCAUUCGUUUGAUAAGAAAACCGGAAAAUGGGUCAUCAAGGGUUCGGAAGCCAAAAAACUAGCGGAUAAGCUUCUUGAGCACACUCAAGAGAUGGUGGAGGGAAAAUUUGAACCAAGUGUGGAGAAUGACCCUUUCACCAUGGCUUUGGGAAGGCCAUAUCAUCCAGGACGAGUAGUAGGUUUGGGAGGGUCAUUGCUUGGACGGAAUAAGGUUCCUACUCCUACACAUGCGGACUCGAGGGAGCUUGAAAAUCAAACACCGCAUGAAUUUCCAUAG